Daldinia caldariorum is the source of this 907-nucleotide messenger RNA. Its product is annotated as bola-like protein. Gene Ontology annotation, molecular function: 2 iron, 2 sulfur cluster binding. Gene Ontology annotation, biological process: intracellular iron ion homeostasis. Bases 327 to 662 code for a protein of 111 amino acids. The transcript is spliced from 2 exons. NCBI's taxonomy places the organism in Eukaryota, Fungi, Ascomycota, Sordariomycetes, Xylariales, Hypoxylaceae. Gene Ontology annotation, cellular component: nucleus; cytosol. The record is from RefSeq and is a predicted model, not a curated record.
GGGCAAGUUUAGGUACCUCAUAUCAGGGAUCAGCUUAGGUUAGGCACCUAGGACCUACCUACACAACCCCACACCCAACUAUCGAUAAUUCAGUUGUCGGAGCUUUUCUUUUGCUACCAAGCCGAGAGCUAUGUAAUGUCAUCAUCGCGGGGCAUCUGUGUACCUACCUAAAACUAUCUCUAUUCUAUCACCACUAUACCUAUCUCCUAAUCUUUCUAUUUAAGGCACACUUCACGCCGAAGCUACAUUCGAUUAAAUUACUCCUAUUGUUUCAACCCGCGGUAAUUUAAAGUUUAGACCGCCGACGACUACCCUCAACCAACGACAUGGGCGAACCCACCAUCACAGAAACGUCGCUGAAGGCGGCGCUUACGGAGAGACUGAAGGCCGUCCACGUCGAAGUGACCGACAUGUCCGGCGGCUGCGGGCAAUCCUUCACGUCGCUGAUCGUGUCGCCGCAGUUCGCGGGGCAGAACAGCCUGAAGCGGCACCGCGCCGUCAACGCCGCCCUGCGCGACGAGAUCGCCGCCAUCCACGCCUGGAGCGCCAAGUGCCUGACCCCCGACGAGUGGCAGCGCGACCGGGAGAAGAACGGCGCCGCGGCCGGGGGCCCGCCCUUGGAUGGGACCGUCCAGGGGCACGUUACGGGUGUUGAUGCGUGAUGCGCGAUGCAGGAGCAGAGGAGAGGAGAGUCGAGGAGAGAAGAGUAGAGAGAUAUGCGGAAAGCUAGGGUAGGAACGAAAAGAGAAGAGAAAUACUCAUAUUGUUAAGAUUGCGCGGUGGUUCUUCGGCUGGAUUCGGAUUUUUCUUUCUUUCUAAAAGGAGGCCCUUGGUCUACAUACAUGAUAUUUCGCUUUCCUGUUAUAUACCUAAGGGACGAAGACAAAAAAUAUCACUAGGAAUACAC